Molecule: messenger RNA, 1133 nt
Organism: Cannabis sativa
Lineage: Eukaryota; Viridiplantae; Streptophyta; Magnoliopsida; Rosales; Cannabaceae
Exons: 2
Coding region: 47-961 (304 amino acids)
Molecular function (GO): zinc ion binding; nucleic acid binding
Source: RefSeq, a predicted model, not a curated record
GUUAGAGGGUGGUGCAGCAGAUUGGUGGGAGACCUUGUCCAGGACAAUGGAAACUGAUGGGAUGACUUGGCGAGAAUUUGAGGAAGUUUUCAGGGAACAAUAUUUUAGUCCAUCUCACAGGAGGGCUCUUAUUGGAGUAUUUGAUGGUCUAAGACAAGGGGAUAUGACUGUGAAUGAAUUUUACAUGAAGUUUGUAGAGCUAUCCUCUUAUGCAUAUCCUGGUGUUGUUGAUCAACCCUUGGUGAUUGAACAGUUCAUGCGUCGUUUGAGGCCUGCGAUACGUGGUCCAAUAGCCCCUUUGACCUUUAACAACUUGACUGAGUGUGUGACAGCAGCCUUGCGAACUGAGGCUCAUGUAGAAGGGAAUGAGAAGAAGAACACAAGCAGAGGAAGAGGAAAUGACCGAAAGAUGACCAAGAAGAAUCAAGGACAGUGGUCCCAAGGACAACAAUUUAGUGGGGGUAGCACUAGUAGUGGUUCAUCUGGAAAGACUCGUAGUGGACCAUACGGGUGUUUCAGUUGUGGUCAACAAGGUCACAAGAAGAAAGAUUGCCCGCAACGACAACAAAGAUUUCAAGCAUCUCAUGGGGGACCCAUAGGGAGCUAUGUAGAGUCUACUCCUUUUCAUGGACAGCCCAGGACAAACCAGUCUCAGUCUUCAUCCUAUGGUUUCACACCCCAAUCGGGCCAGCAGUCUCAGUAUCAACAUCAGUUCAGGCCACAAGGUUCAGGGUUCAACAUGGGGUACUCACAAGGUUUCCAAACUCCUGCUCCUAGUGGGAGUCAAAGAGGGUACAAUCAAGGUGGAGGGUCUGGUGCAAGUACAAGCUACCCUAGUCAGGGAAGGGGCAAGGCAAAAGCAAAGUCAUCCGCUCAAGCCUACGCUCUUGGGGUUGAUGAUGUGCAGGGCGAUGCUGACCAGGGAGUUGUCGAUGGAACUCAGUUUGAUGCUAGUGGAUGAGGAUGGUACUGUUGGGAAAGGAAUGUCGUUAUUAGUUUAGUCAUAUUUUACUCUUUCACCUUCUAAUGAGACUGAUUUUGUAUUUAAGAACCAAUGGAUGGUCUGGAUGACUUAAAUUAGCUAUGUACUAGUUAGAAAUGAGAAAUGAUGGAUGCUAGGUAUUAUUUUGGUA